AUGGGGAAAGCAGUCAUAGUGCAUCGGUCCCUCCCUUACAAUCAUCCCCCUCACUCCAUUGAGCUAGCCCCGCUAUCAGUGGGGCGGAUCCACGAGUCAGGGGAGCUGCAGUGCUCCUACCACGGAUGGACGUUCUCAGGAGAAGGUUCGUGCGGGUUCAUUCCUCAGGCUCCCACGGACGGACCAGCGGUGAAUGUCUCUCCAAGAGCAUGUGCGCGUGUGUACCCCUGUCGGGAGCAUCAAGGCAUCAUCUGGUUCUGGCCAGAUUAUUCCCCUUCCGCUGCUGCUGAGGCAGCUGCUGCUCCUCCUCCCCCGACCCUCCCUGAGUUUGACGACCCAACCUUCCGAUACGACACGGGCAUGUCAGACCUUGAGUAUGGCUACGAAUUGCUGAUGGAAAAUCUGUUGGACCCAGCGCAUGUGCCCUUCGCACAUCACAAGUACCAGGGCGAUCGCAACAAGGCAAGCCCACUGCCGUCCAUGGUGGUAACCAGCAUCACUGCACGAGGCAUUGAGGGGAAAAGCUUUGUAUUCGGCCCAGCUACUGUGGUGCCGCCCUGCACACUCAUUCAGAAGCUCUAUAUCGGGGGAAAAGUGCCAGAGGGGUCGGGACAGAAGCAGCGCACGGUGAUUCUCUUCUUCCACUGCAUCCCCCGCAUGCCGGGGCAGAGCCGCCUCAUCUGGUUCUUCCUCAAAAACAUCAUUCCGGCCUGGAUGCCCAUGCCUCCCGAGUGGUUCGUGCACCUGCUGCGAAUGAAAGUAUCCGACACGGACCAUGUGCUGCUGCACCUCACGGAGCGGCGGCUGGAGGAGGAGGGAGGGGCGGUGCAGGGGAUAAAGAGCUACUACACUCCCACAUCGUCCGACUCGUUCAUCUCGGCCUUCCGCUCCUGGCUGAGAAGGUUUGCGGGCUGCAAGGCCCGUUUCCCCGCCUAUGUGGAUCCGAAGCUGCCUCCUGCCAAGUCCCGGCGGGAAAUUCUCGACAGGCAGCGCUUCCAAGUGCGGCUGUUCCCCUACAGCCAGCAGGUGCAGCGCUGGUAUUUUGAGACGCCUCAAAAGUCAACCCCCCACACACCCCCCUCUCCCCAACACUUCCACCCCUCCACCCACAGGCAGCGCUUCCACGUGCGGCUGUGCCCCGACUGCCAGCGAGUUCAGCGCUGGUCUGACCGCCUCCGCACCGCCCUCUGGGCCGCCACACUCCUCCUCGCCGCCACCGCCCUGUUUCCCCUCGCCCCACCCGCCAUAAAGAAUGCAGUGGGUCCGGCUGGUGCUGUCUUCGCAGUGGCUGCUGCGGUGGCGUGUGCUGCUGCUGCUCACUGGUUGAAGGGGUUCAUUGAGAGAAAUUAUGUUUACGAGGACUUUGUUCAUGCACUCUGGUACCCUGCGAAGAAAUCAGCGUAA
Closterium sp. Naga37s-1 is the source of this 1404-nucleotide messenger RNA. The record is from the annotation of a GenBank genome assembly. NCBI's taxonomy places the organism in Eukaryota, Viridiplantae, Streptophyta, Zygnematophyceae, Desmidiales, Closteriaceae.